Messenger RNA from Schizophyllum commune H4-8, 533 nucleotides. RefSeq names its product mitochondrial cytochrome c oxidase subunit VIa. Lineage: Eukaryota; Fungi; Basidiomycota; Agaricomycetes; Agaricales; Schizophyllaceae. Gene Ontology annotation, biological process: mitochondrial electron transport, cytochrome c to oxygen. The record is from RefSeq and is a predicted model, not a curated record. Gene Ontology annotation, cellular component: mitochondrial inner membrane. The transcript is spliced from 5 exons. Bases 24 to 416 code for a protein of 130 amino acids. Gene Ontology annotation, molecular function: enzyme regulator activity.
CCCCGAACUUGUAAACUGCACCCAUGUCGCUCCUCGCGCGCAACGUCGCCCGCUCCUCCCUCCGCGCGGCGCGCCCGAUGGGCCGCCGUGGCUACCUUACUCCCAACCCCGAAGCUGCCGAGCAGUUCGUUGCCCGCCAGAAGGCCGUCGAGCAGCACGCCGCCGAGACGACCGACCUGUGGCGCAAGGUCAGCUUCUACGUCUGCAUUCCUGCCAUGCUCGUCUGCGGCGCCUACGUCUACAAGAAGGAGACGGACCACCUAGCUCAUCUUGAGCACCUCCGCCACGAGAACGACGGCGUCCUUCCCCAGCCUCCCGAGUACGAGUACCUUAACAUGCGCCGCAAGCCCUACCCUUGGGGCAAGAACUCUCUUUUCUUCAACCCGGAGGUGCAGAAGAACCUUGAGGAGGAGUAGACAUUUUCAUCUUGCAAUCAACAAGUUUUGGUCGAGACAUAGUCUGGACCGCGUCUGAUGACCUUGCGGGGAGCCUACCCUUCCGACGUCUGCCGAGCAUCAAAACAUUAGAACGAC